GAAAUUGUAAACAAUCUGAAUUUUAAGACGGCUGACGGAGAGCAGAAAGGCCUGGAAUGUUGACAUAUCUUUGCUUCCCUUGUUUGAUAAUACGUGUUAGUUUAUCACUUACUUCUGCAAUUAAUGGAGCCGCUGUUUGAGCUAAUUGAGAUCUGAGGAUGCUGCUGCGACUAUAAGAAGCUUGUCUGGAAAUGUACAACUGUGACUGCAUCUGAUAUUCUGACUGAGCAGUUGAAAUGUCUGCCACACAUUACUCAUUUUCCAGUGUAGAAAAUUCAUCCAGGUGGAGAUUCCCAUGGCAGAGGAAAAGCAACUUUACUCCAGAGUGACAGAAGGAAGAUGUGAGAUGGGGAAAACCAGGAAUGCGAGGAAUGCGAGAAGGAGGAGAAUGCAAACAAUGAGUGCCUUUUGAAGGAGCGAGUAGCAGUGUUGGAAAGUGUGCAGAUGGUGAUAGCAGGAGAUAUAUAAGUGAGAGGAGGACAAGGAAAGAAGCUGUGUGGGAAUCGUACUCAAAACCAGGUAUCAAGAGAGAAAAUGGAAUCUCUGAGAGGAGUGAAAAGGUUGGAAAAUCCCCUCGAGGAGAGGGAAAGGAGCGAGGAGUUUGAUCAGUGCUUUCUGUGUAAAGGGACUGUGACUAGUGGGGAUGGAGUCUGCAUCGGGGUCGACUUUGAACUUCCUCUGAGUGGGCUGGAUCUUGUGUCACUCUUGCGAUGUUACAGUGUCUCUCUCUCAUUGCAGGAUACUUUGCAGUUACACAAAAAAACUGACCUCUGUAAGGAUUGCCAUGAGUUAGUGAUGAAAGGAGAUUCUGCAUAUAGUCAUGUAUAUUCUUUGGCCUCUAAAAUGAGUAGAUUAUGGCCAGGAAGGAUGUCAGAGUGUGUUAAUUUCUCUUUAAAUCUUAAUGAUUCUCAGAAACUUAGUUAUCAUUGUAAUUAUUGUGAGGAAAAGUUUCAAAAUGAAUGUGAGUGGCAUUUUCAUAUGAAAAUUGUCCAUAAAAUGAAUGCGGAUUUCCAAGAAUUGACAUCCAGUGAUGGAGAAAAGAAAAAUAGUGAAUCACUUAAAACAUCCGUCUGUAAAUCUAACAAUAACUUCACUUGCACUGCAUGUUGUCAAAGCUUUAAAGAUCAGGGGACCUUCCUUACACACCUUUUAAGUUAUCACAAGACCAAUAGAGAUAUCACUUCAACAGUUUCUGCAUCUGAAGCAAUGUCUAGAUUAGGAGUGAAUAGUUCACUAGAUAUAGACAGCAAAGUAGGUUCUGAAAUUCAUCACAAGAAAGCAUUCAGUUUGAAAAUUGAUCCUAAGAGUCAGGAGAAAAAUAUACCAAAGUAUCCACCAACUCUUAGACAUGUUUUCUGGGCCAAACAUGAAUUAAUGCUACAGAAUAAGGAAGAUGAAUUGAUGUUAUCGCAUAUACAAGAUAAUGUAAAUAAUAGGGGUAAUGUAUAUGGAAAUAAUGAACAAGCAAGUGAGAAUGUGACAGAACAUAGUGCUGGUAUUUUUAGAGAGAAUGUUAUUAAUAAAAAGGUACACAUGCAGGUAAUUCAAAAAAAUAGGGUAAAUUGUGAAGGAAGCAGACAAUCAAAAGAAGUGGAUUUAAGAAGGGGAGUAACCAUCAAUUUGAAGUCCAAAGGGAGGGUGAGAACAAGCAGAAAACUUUUGACAUACGGGUUGACCAAGAAGAAAAGUGAGACAGUUUUACAACAAGACCAUAAGAGAAAUUUAAAAAAGAUACAGGACCAAUAUGAUUAUGAUAAACAACCAAAGAGAUUCACCAAGACCCUCGUUCAGAAAUACAAGGGAAAGAACCUAGACAAUUUUAAAAUACAGCAAUGUAAUUAUCACACAAAACAGAAAUACCCUGAGACACUGGAUCUUUUUAGAGGAGCAUUAAGCCCUCAGAUCAAAGAAGAAAAUGACCUGUUACCGCUUCAGGAUGAAGAGACACGUUCAGCAUGUGGAGAUGAAGGCAUGACAGAAGCGGAUAUCCUGGAAGGAGAUUCGGAAACAAAUGUGGACAUGUCAGAGGGAGGCGGAUGUGCUGUUGUGGAUAUAUACAAUGGACCUGUGAAUCUAUGUGAUGUGAGUGAUGACUUCCGGUGUAUCAUUAUCAACGGGUAAUGUGAUAUGUGUGUGUUUUGGUUUCAUUGCAAUAUUUUGUAGUGGAAAAUAAUGUCUUCUAAAUAAAAAUAGUGCUAUGUGACCUUAGAUGUCUAGCACAUUUAUUUGUUUCAACCAUUAACCAUUAAAACAAAUCAUAUUUUAUAAUUCAUGCAUUCUUUUUAUAGCAUAUAUAUAUAUUUUUAUCGUGGAAGAUUUAUAGAUAACCAAUACUUAUGUAAAAG
Penaeus vannamei (Pacific white shrimp) is the source of this 2345-nucleotide messenger RNA. RefSeq lists its product as uncharacterized. The record is from RefSeq and is a predicted model, not a curated record. NCBI's taxonomy places the organism in Eukaryota, Metazoa, Arthropoda, Malacostraca, Decapoda, Penaeidae.